AUGUCACCACCUCGACCCGUUCGACCAGCGUUCCAGAACAUACCCAAUGCAAGCUUGCACCAAGAGAGCAAGCAAUGUCAGGACUUCAUAGAGUGGUUGGAAAAACGGAUGGAAGAUCAAGAUAAGAGAUUGGUUCGCGCAGAGAUAGGACGGGCUGAGGAUAACAAAAGAGCUGCCUCGGACAUGGCGGGACUGAAAGAGCGCAACAGAAGGGCGAUGACCGACUUUGGCCGCGCCACAGCGGAGAAAAAAGAAUACGAGAAGAAAGUGAGGGUGGCUGAAGACAAGCUGGCCUCGCUUGAGCAGCGUGAGGAGACUUUGAAGAUUGCGACGAUGAAGCUUAAGCAUCUCGAAACUAAGUCCAAGACAUUCCAAGACCUCUCUGAUGCGGUUGUGGCUAUGGGCGCCAAGGUGGAAAAAGCAAGUCGGGAUAUGAAGAACUCAGCAGCACGCAAGAGCACUCAACAAUCAGCAUUCGAUAAGUGGGAGAGACAGUAUUGCGAGCCAAGCAUCCGGCUCGUUCAGCUCAACGAGCAGGUCAAACAAGAGCGAGACGAGAACCGAGAAGAGCACGCUGUACGGUCCAGGAGGUUACAAGAGCAAGAGAUCUCACAGAGUCAGACAACAGACCAAAACGAAGAAGAGAAAGCGAGAUUAGCAGUCGAGCGACAAGCUUUUCUCGCCGAGAAACAAGCGUGGUAUCUGAAGAAAGGUCAAACACUCAGCGAGACAGAGUUCAAGCUCACUCUGAAUGUUUGCGUUGAAAAGAGACUAGAAGAGAUUACGCCUCUUAUUGUGAAAGAAGCCCAAAGAUACAUCUGGACAUUGCAAGAGGCGGAUUGGGAUGAACGCAAGACCGAGAGUAUCGCAAACGCAAAAGAGCAAGGUCAUGAGGACGGUUACACCCAGGGUCUUGCAGAAGGCAGACGCAUUGCUUCAACUGAUAGGGGCGAGAUCGAGUGUGAAGCCUACAAUGAUGGCUAUUCCGUUGGGUAUGAAGCAGGCAAAACUUUCGGGAUGGACUGGGUUGAGGCGGAGCACGAGAUCAAGCUUCCACGGAUCCAGGAAGAUGCAGGUCAUGCUCGCGAGACCAUCCUGUUGUCUACUAUCCGAAGGAUCGACCACUCGGAAGAUGGGACAAUCCGACGGAUCUAUGCGUGCUGUGCAGACAUGACUUGCUCUGACCACCGAAGGGAAAUUGAAGUUCAACACCAAUUCAGGUAUAGCCAGGAAUAUUCAUAUCGUUACAGCGACGACUGGGCAAGUGGCGACCCAGAGUUCGUCCAAGAGUACACUCGUGGAAAGGUAGAUGGUGAAGCCCAGGGAUACGAGAAAGGUCGGAACGCGGGACAAUCUCAGGGUCAUCAGAAAGGUUACGCGAAGGGGUACGCCAGAGGGUUCACCGUGGGACAUUCGCAGGGGAACGAUGAUAACUGGGAGAGCGCAUAUGACGAAGGCUACGCCGACGCAAAUGCCGGAUUCGACGGACAACUGGAUGCAGCGCACAAGAAAGGAGUUGAUGCGGUUGAGGAAACUUUCAAGCCGAGACUCGACAGCGAACGUCAGGCUGGUAAAACUCUGGGCUAUAACAGCGGAUGGAUUGAUGGCUACGAGGCUCAUAAGUCCAUGCGCAGUCGUCAAGAGACUGAAGAAGCCGAAAAAGCCGCAGAGGCUGCAGAAGCAUUGGCUAAUUCGUGGGGUAUGGGCGGCGACGGUGAUCCCAGGGAUGAUGGCUGGGGACAGCUUGAUCAAUGGUGA
Messenger RNA from Alternaria incomplexa, 1758 nucleotides. RefSeq lists its product as uncharacterized. The transcript has 2 exons. Bases 1 to 1758 code for a protein of 585 amino acids. The record is from RefSeq and is a predicted model, not a curated record. Lineage: Eukaryota; Fungi; Ascomycota; Dothideomycetes; Pleosporales; Pleosporaceae.